GCAUUCUACCCUUGUUGGCCGCCCAAUGCCCACCAUAGCUCUCUCUCUUGCUUCCUCAAUAGCAAUAGCUCCAGGCUCAACCCCGUCACGCUUUACUGGACCUUUCACACUUCUGAACAGGCCGGUUCUUAUCCCUCCCUUACCGACGAAUGUUUGAACACACCAGAAACCAUCCAGGGUCAUGAUCCCGCGUUCUGUCCAACAACAUGUAACGCGCCUUAUGAGCCAGCUGCCUCGGCGCAGCUAUAGUUCCACAGCAUCACCGCCGCCCUCCCAACCAUCCCGACAACCGGUCUCAUCGUCGUCGUCGUCGUCGUCGUUGUCGUCGUCCUCCUCGUCGUCCUCGUCCUCCCCCUCACGCAAGAGAAGGCCCGCAGACUCGCAACCCGAAAAGAUCGAUCCAAUCAUCCGAAAACGCCUCGACGAAAUACGAGUCGAGACACCAGAAGACAUCCAGACCGCCUGGAGGUCGCUCCCCAAGUCUCUCAACCCCAAGAACGAGCUGCGCGUCCGGUACCUGCCGGACCGCCACUUCGUCAAGGUGUUCGACAAGGCCAUCCUCACGCCCGCGAUCCGGCCGCGCAGCAUCCAGCGGCUGGCCUACUACCGCGACCGCAAGGCGUCGAGGGCGCUCUGGCUGGAAAUCAUUGCGCACCAAUCCAACGGCGCCGCCGUGGUCGUCGGGAAGGCGAAACGGAUGUGUCGGGUGGCCAUGGUGCGCGCGUUGCGGGCCCGCGGCAUCCAUAAGCAUGGGUGGCAGCUCGCGGCGCGCGAUGCGUAUUUUGCUGCCCAGGCGCGGGCUUUGUGGGAAGGGAAAGGGGGACAAGGUGCUGGUGCUGGUGCUGGUGCUGGUACGGGAACGGGAACGGACGAGGAUCGGUCGAAACCGUACCGGAUUCCUGCCCUCCGGGGCACCGUAUGGGUGAACAUUAUACAGCCGCGGAACUUUGUUGCGCUCGGCAUGGACCGGGUUCAGGAGAUUGCACACGGUAUCGUGGAUCUACUCGUCAAGGCAAAGGCGAAUUCAGGUUAUAAGAAGAACAGGAACAGGACAAGUCCGCAGCAGCAGGAGAAGGUUGUGGACUCCAACGGGAAGGGAAAGAAGGGGCACACAGACACUCUGGAUCGUGAACUACAGACCGAGGCUAUAGAUGAAUGAGUAUGAGGUGAAAGCAAGCACCCUAUGUAGUGUGUGACUUUUGCCUUUAUCCCCAGAGAU
Sodiomyces alkalinus F11 is the source of this 1219-nucleotide messenger RNA. RefSeq lists its product as hypothetical. The record is from RefSeq and is a predicted model, not a curated record. The annotation marks the transcript as partial. The transcript has a single exon. NCBI's taxonomy places the organism in Eukaryota, Fungi, Ascomycota, Sordariomycetes, Glomerellales, Plectosphaerellaceae.